Molecule: messenger RNA, 321 nt
Organism: Knipowitschia caucasica
Lineage: Eukaryota; Metazoa; Chordata; Actinopteri; Gobiiformes; Gobiidae
Source: the annotation of a GenBank genome assembly
AUGUUCAUCGGCACCAUCCUAGACGCCUGGUUCGAGCAGUCUCAGGGAACGGUUCCAAACCAGGGUAACGCAGAAGCCAGGGGUGUGAUCCAUAUUCCCAGCCAUCGAGUCCGCUUUGCUCAUUACAUCCAGCAUUGUGAGAAGAUUGUGUCCGUGGUUUGUCUGGUGCAUCUGUUUCUGAUGUCCUCCGAACACUACCAGCAACCCAAGGCUCUGGAGCUAACCAUGGAUAAAGGGUUCCACCUGGUCACCCUUUGCUUCUGCUUUCUCCUGCUCGUCAAGAUCUGUGUUAUAAGGAGCGGGGUCUUCAGCGAUAAGUGA